Messenger RNA from Lutzomyia longipalpis, 1838 nucleotides. Its product is annotated as leucine-rich repeat-containing protein egg-6-like. Gene Ontology annotation, cellular component: extracellular matrix. The coding region runs from base 61 to 1713 and encodes 550 amino acids. The record is from RefSeq and is a predicted model, not a curated record. The transcript has 2 exons. NCBI's taxonomy places the organism in Eukaryota, Metazoa, Arthropoda, Insecta, Diptera, Psychodidae. Gene Ontology annotation, molecular function: protein binding.
UUGAAUAAAUUCCACUGAGAAGAUCAUCUCCAGUUGCUUGUUAUUGUUUAAAGGAACAUAAUGUUGCUCCCAAAGUUUCUUUUCUACUUCUCAAUGAUAUUUCUUAUUGAACAGUGUUGUGGCAAUUCUUGCAGAGAAAAACAUGAAAUUAGUGUGAUUUGUAAUUCAUUUAGUGAUCUCAAUGACUAUCCGAAUCCAGAAAAGAAGAAUUUUAUUCAAAUAACUCUACCAAAAGCUAAUCGGACGGCAUUUUCAUGCAAUGCUGGGAUGUUCGCAAAGUUCACUGCUGUUAAGUAUUUUAAUCUGUCGGGCAUCGCUGUUGCAAGCAUAGACGGGGAUUGCUUCAAAGGAUUGGAUGAGCUCAAAGUAAUUGAUUUGAGUCACAAUGUCCUCACGCAGAUCGAUAUGAAGGCUUUUCGUUCGUCUGAGAAGGUAGAAGUGAGGAAGAUCUUCUUGGAGAAUAAUCGCAUCUUGGAGAUCAAUCUUAAUUCAGUUGUUCUACCACAACUACAGACUAUAAACUUAAAGAACAACAGUUUAACUUCCUUCUACCUCAAGACACAAUUUCUGCCAAGGAUAUUGCACUUAAAACUCGAAGGGAAUGAUAUUUGGAGAUUUGAAAUUGAAAGUCAGACACUAACAAAUUUAGAUUUAUCCCACAACUGCAUCAGUAAUUUUAUGAAGGAUCAUCUGAACUUACCUAAUCUUAAACAUCUCAAUCUUGCUGGGAAUCAUCUAACAACUGUUAAUACUGAUAUGUUUGCCAACAUGCCAAAGCUGCAGUAUUUGUAUCUGGCUCAAAAUAUUCUCGACACAGUUUCCCUACCAAAUAGCCAUCUAGUUCACGUUGAUCUGAACAACAAUCUCCUGAAGUUUAUGGACAAUAUUGCAGUGAACUUUGUCAAUCAUUCUUCUUUGCAUAUGAGCUUCAACAAAUUCUUUGAAAUAACUUCGCCAACUUCUUUCAGCAAACAUCCAUCUCGUUCUUUUGGGCAGCUCACUGAGUUAGUCUGCAACUUCUGCAACAUUCACCUAAUUAUGCCCUAUUUCAUCUACGACACUUCUCCAACUAUGGAAAGCCUAAGUCUACGAAGCAAUCUCCUUCGUUCAGUUGGAUUCUUUAAUUCUCGUCAAGGAGAUCUCAAUCUAAUUUCAAUUGAUCUUACAUACAACAAUAUUAGGCACAUCGAUCGAACUGACUUUGCUAAGUUGUCCAAAGUUAUUAACUUGUAUCUUGGUAGCAAUGAGAUUGCAUCCAUUGCUCCAGGAGCAUUUGAAAGCAUGGCUAUGCUGCAUAUUCUUGAUCUCAGUAAUAAUUUCAUCUUUGAACUUCCACCAAAUGGGUUUGAUCAAGUGCCCCUAGUUUGGCUUCUACUAAAUGGCAAUAACAUGGCCUUCUUCCCAAUACCAGGAUGGCAAAAUGUCUCUGUGAAGAUUUCCAAAAAUAACAGUAAAUUGAAUAGUCUCCAACUUUUAAAUAUCGAAAAUAACCCCUUCCAAUGUGAUUGCUUGGAAAGUAUUCACAUGUGGGCUCGAGAUAACUCAAUUGAACUGAAAGUCUACGAUACAAAAGUCAAAGCUGGGGUGAAACCGGCGUGCAUUGUUAACGAUCAGGGAUGUGAAACUAAUGUGGGGAAGGACUUUAUCAGAGGCUACUGGCAUCUCUUCAAUGACAACAAAAUUAAGGAUAUUAUCCAACUUGAGGAUGAAUAGGCUUAAAUCCAUUCAUAGGUGUUUAAGUAUUUGAUCUUCGUCUUGAAAAAUAUAAAAUUCAAUUUGUAGUGCAGAUUUGCUGUAUUCCUGUACAGAAAAUACAAGGGGUGUUUAUCUGGUGGAUA